Messenger RNA from Monopterus albus (swamp eel), 1007 nucleotides. RefSeq names its product glutathione S-transferase A-like. The record is from RefSeq and is a predicted model, not a curated record. Lineage: Eukaryota; Metazoa; Chordata; Actinopteri; Synbranchiformes; Synbranchidae. Gene Ontology annotation, biological process: glutathione metabolic process; L-phenylalanine catabolic process. The coding region runs from base 127 to 807 and encodes 226 amino acids. The transcript is spliced from 7 exons. Gene Ontology annotation, molecular function: maleylacetoacetate isomerase activity; glutathione transferase activity. Gene Ontology annotation, cellular component: mitochondrion.
AUCAGAAUGUGAGGGAGUGGUGAGUGCUAAAAAAACAGGAAUCUGCCACACUUCAACUUCACUCUUCCCUCCUCCCAGCUUUCUUCACUUCAGCUCCUGACAGGUGUAGUAAUUCUCUCUGAAACUAUGGCCACAGAUAUGACUCUGUACUGGGGCUCUGGCUCUCCUCCCUGCUGGAGGGUGAUGAUUGUUCUAGAGGAGAAGAAUCUACAGGACUACAACAGCAGAAUGCUCUCUUUUGAGAAAGGUGAGCACAAGUCUCAGGAGGUCAUGAACAUAAAUCCCAGGGGUCAGCUUCCUACCUUUAAAGAUGGGAACAACAUUGUGAAUGAGUCUUAUGGUGCCUGCCUGUACCUGGAGAGUAAGUACAAGUCCCAGGGAAACAAGCUGAUCCCUGAAUGCCCUGCUGAGCAGGCAGUCAUGUACCAGCGCAUGUUUGAAACCAAUACAUUUGGCCAGAAAGCUGGGGAUGUUAUCUACUAUACCUGGUAUGUCCCGGAGGGAGAGAGACAUGACUCUGCUGUGAAGAGAAACAGAGAGGCUCUGACUGCUGAGCUCAACCUAUGGGAGAUGUACCUGCAGAAGGCAUCAGGCCCCUUCAUAGCAGGAAAGAGCUUUUCAUUGGCUGAUGCGUGUGUUUUCCCAAUCAUUGCUUUUCUCUUUCGUUUUGGGUUAUGUGAAAAGCGUUACCCUAAACUGGCAGCAUACUACAACUCUGUGAAGACCAGACCCAGCAUCAAAGCCUCCUGGCCUCCAACCUGGCUGGAGUCACAAGCGGAGAACCCACAGCUACUGAAGGACAUCUAAGAUUCAAACACACACUACACGCUUCUGUUGAGUGAUGUGCAACUACUUCUUGAAGUGCACUACUUUGGCUGGCCGCACUUUUAAGAACUCUGCAUUUGUUGUUAGUGUGGUUUUUAGUUUCCUAACAUUUGCUUGUGACCUAAACUCCAGAUUCGUCUUGGUGCUCUAAAGAAAAGCAAUAAAUGCCGACUUUAAACUGA